Messenger RNA from Mus caroli (Ryukyu mouse), 1551 nucleotides. It is a transcript of the gene Vsx2, whose product is annotated as visual system homeobox 2. The record is from RefSeq and is a predicted model, not a curated record. Gene Ontology annotation, biological process: regulation of transcription by RNA polymerase II. Gene Ontology annotation, molecular function: DNA-binding transcription factor activity, RNA polymerase II-specific; sequence-specific double-stranded DNA binding. Lineage: Eukaryota; Metazoa; Chordata; Mammalia; Rodentia; Muridae. Gene Ontology annotation, cellular component: nucleus.
CAAAGGACCCGCGGCCUCAGCCCCUCCAAAGAACCGGGAGAUGACGGGGAAAGCGGGGGAAGCGCUGAGCAAGCCCAAAUCCGAGACAGUGGCCAAGAGUACCUCGGGGGGCGCCCCGGCCAGGUGCACAGGGUUCGGCAUCCAGGAGAUCCUAGGCUUGAACAAGGAGCCUCCCAGCUCCCACCCGCGGGCUGCCCUCGACGGCCUGGCCCCUGGGCAUUUGUUAGCUGCGCGCUCCGUUCUCAGCCCGGCAGGAGUGGGCAGCAUGGGGCUGCUGGGGCCCGGGGGACUUCCCGGCUUCUACACACAGCCCACCUUCUUGGAAGUGCUGUCCGAUCCGCAGAGCGUCCACUUGCAGCCACUAGGCAGAGCGUCGGGGCCGCUGGACACCAGCCAGACGGCCAGCUCCGAUUCCGAAGAUGUUUCCUCCAGUGACCGAAAAAUGUCCAAAUCGGCUUUAAACCAGACCAAGAAGCGUAAGAAGCGGCGACACAGGACAAUCUUUACUUCCUACCAGCUAGAGGAGCUGGAGAAGGCAUUCAAUGAAGCCCACUACCCAGAUGUCUACGCCCGGGAGAUGCUGGCCAUGAAAACGGAGCUCCCAGAAGACAGGAUACAGGUGUGGUUCCAGAACCGCAGAGCCAAGUGGAGGAAGAGGGAGAAGUGCUGGGGCCGGAGCAGCGUCAUGGCUGAGUAUGGUCUCUAUGGAGCCAUGGUGAGGCACUCGAUCCCCCUGCCAGAGUCUAUCCUCAAGUCUGCCAAGGAUGGCAUAAUGGAUUCCUGUGCCCCAUGGCUACUGGUUCAAGAUGGCUUUCCCAGGCGCUUUUCUAAACCCGAAUACCAACAAUUCUUUUUAGGGAUGCACAAAAAGUCGCUGGAGGCAGCAGCUGAGUCGGGAAGGAAGCCCGAGGUGGAACGCCAGGCCCUGCCCAAGCUCGACAAGAUGGAGCAGGAGGAACGGGCCCCAGAGGCCCAGGCAGCCAUCUCCCAGGAAGAACUGAGGGAGAACAGCAUUGCCGCCCUCCGAGCCAAAGCUCAGGAACACAGCACCAAGGUUCUGGGGACUGUAUCUGGGCCUGACAGCCUGGCCAGAAAUGCUGAGAAGCCAGAAGAAGAGGACGCCACGGAUGAAGACAGGCCAGCUGAGAAGCUCAGCCCACCGCAGCUGGAGGACAUGGCUUAGGGCAAGGGCUGCUGGCCUCGGAACUGCUCUUCUCCGGCCCUGCAGCCCUGCGGUGUGGGGAGUUCUCUCUGAGGCAAGGCCCAUGUCUGGCUUCUGCCACACCUCCCCACACCUCAAGCCCUCAAUUACCCCCACGACUCUAGAAACAGGCCAAUUCUGUCCGUAGCUUUGGACCAUGCUGAGACAUCCUGAACAUACUCCUGAUCCAGCAUCCUCAUCCUCAGCCCAGCUUCCCUGCCUCCAAAGCCUUCUUGCUACCCUGACAUCAAGUCCUGCCACGUCAUCCCUGAGAGACUCUUGUCCAAGUCUAUCCCUUAUUCUCUGCUCUCUAAACUUUCCUCCCUAGCUUAGCCCCCUCAUGGGCAGCU